Molecule: messenger RNA, 1970 nt
Organism: Mercurialis annua (annual mercury)
Lineage: Eukaryota; Viridiplantae; Streptophyta; Magnoliopsida; Malpighiales; Euphorbiaceae
Product: cytochrome P450 704B1
Exons: 6
Coding region: 71-1684 (537 amino acids)
Molecular function (GO): monooxygenase activity; oxidoreductase activity, acting on paired donors, with incorporation or reduction of molecular oxygen; iron ion binding
Source: RefSeq, a predicted model, not a curated record
UAAGAAAGAUAUUCAAUUAGGACUUUUCUAUCAUUAUAUUUGCAAUAGUUUUUUCUUUUUCUUGUGAUCAAUGGGAAAACAAAAGGGCAUUUCAUUGAUGUCUUCUUCCCCAUCAGAUGGAUACAACAUGGGAAUUUUAAUGGUAGCAUGCUUAGUGGUGUCAUGGAUUUUUAUGUAUAGAUGGAACCAGAGGAACAAGAAAGGCCCCAAAUCAUGGCCAAUUGUAGGUGGUGCAAUUGAACAGCUUAUGAACUAUGAUAGAAUGCAUGAUUGGCUUGUUGGGUAUCUCUCUGAGUUGAAAACUGUAGUAGUCCCUAUGCCAUUCACUACUUACACUUAUAUUGCUGAUCCUGUCAAUGUUGAACAUGUCCUUAAGACCAACUUUGCCAAUUAUCCGAAGGGUGAGACGUACCAUUCAUACAUGGAAGUGCUGCUAGGAGACGGUAUCUUUAACGUAGAUGGUGAACUGUGGAGGAAACAGAGAAAGACUGCUAGCUUCGAGUUUGCAUCCAAGAAUUUAAGGGAUUUCAGCACCAUAGUUUUCAGAGAUUAUACCUUGAAGCUUUCAUCUAUUCUUAGUCACGCGUCUUUUCAAAAUCGGGAAAUAGACAUGCAGGAGUUAUUCAUGAGGAUGACUUUGGAUUCAAUUUGCAAAGUUGGUUUUGGAGUAGAAAUAGGAACAUUGGCUCCUAAUCUACCAGAUAAUGCCUUUGCUAAAGCUUUUGAUACUGCAAACAUCAUCGUUACACUUCGUUUCAUUGAUCCCCUGUGGAAAAUAAAGAAAUUCCUCAAUUUGGGAUCAGAAGCUUUACUUGAUAAGAGCAUUAAAACCAUUGAUGAUUUUACCUACUCUGUCAUUCACAAGAGGAAAGCAGAAGUAGAAGCAGCUCGGAAGCUCAGUAACAGCGACAAGAAGGUAAAACAUGAUAUCUUAUCAAGGUUCAUUGAGUUAGGUGAAGACCCAGAAAGCAAUUUCACAGAUAAAAGUCUGAGAGAUAUUAUCCUCAAUUUUGUGAUAGCCGGCCGAGACACAACAGCAACAACUCUCUCUUGGGCUAUAUACAUGAUAAUGACACACAAACAUAUAGCUGAGAAGCUAUACAUGGAGCUGAAAGCUUUAGAGGAAGAUAGGGCAAAGGAAGAGAAUGUUACCUUAACUCAGUUUGAAUUGGACGACUCCGAAUCGUUCACUCGAAGAGUAAUGCAAUAUGCAGGACUCUUGACUUAUGAUUCAUUAGGAAAAUUGUACUACUUGCAUGCGGUGAUCACCGAGACUCUUCGCUUAUAUCCAGCAGUCCCUCAGGACCCCAAGGGAAUUCUAGAGGAUGAUGUCUUGCCUGAUGGAACCAAAGUUAAAGCAGGAGGGAUGGUAACUUAUGUUCCUUAUUCAAUGGGUAGGAUGGAGUAUAACUGGGGACCUGAUGCCGCUUCAUUCAAGCCAGAGAGAUGGCUCAAAGACGGAUUCUUUCAGAAUGCAUCUCCAUUCAAGUUCACUGCAUUUCAAGCUGGGCCACGGAUCUGCCUCGGCAAAGACUCUGCAUACCUUCAGAUGAAGAUGACACUAGCCAUACUCUGUAGAUUUUUCAAAUUUGAUUUAGUUCCAAAUCAUCCAGUUCAAUACAGGAUGAUGACAAUUCUAUCAAUGGCUCAUGGCUUGAAACUUAGAGUGACCAGGCGCUCGUAAGAUGCAUCUAGAUAGUAGAAUUUGAUCUAUUUUCAAGCUGAUUAGAUAAAUAGCUAAUUUUCUACCAUAUGCAAAACAAGUCAUUGACACAAUGAGUAAAUAAGUUGUUCCAGAAUGCAGAGAAUCUUUCAUUGAUCUCUAAGAGGUUUACUGUGUAUAUUUAUAUCAUUAAUGUUUAUUUUCUGUAAUGACAAACGGAAACUAUUGGCACAAUAUAGUUUGGUUUGUUUCAGUAACAGGAACAUGCAGAUCAAUCAAUACAGAAUCCAGUUUACAUUUUAAACAA